AUGUACUUUUUAAACCAACUAAUAUUUCAAGACGUUUCCGUAAUGUCGGUGGAUAAAAGAGAAGAUAUGAGCAGAUCUUUCCAAAAAUGUUUAAACUUGAGAUACCCUAUCAUCCAGGCCCCUAUGGCGGGGGUCACGACUAUUGAAAUGGCCGCUAAGGCUUGUAUUGCGGGCGCCAUAGCUUCACUACCCCUAUCCCACUUAGACUUCAGAAAGGUCAAUGAUAUUGAAAAGCUUAAACUGAUGGUUUCACAAUUCAGAGAUCAAGUAGCCGAUGAAUCUUUAGAGGGCAAUCUCAACCUAAACUUUUUUUGCCAUGAUAUCGUUGAUAAACCGACCGAUCUUCAAACAGCUAACUGGGCGAAGCUAUACAGAAAGUCUAUGAAUGUGCCGAUUGAUAUGAAUGAGAUUAAAUUCGAUAAUGGUAAUGUAUCUUUUAAGGCAUUUGAAAAAGAAAAUGCUCUUCAAGAUUUUUUCCAGUACCUAUCAGAUGGCUUUAGGCCUAAAAUCAUUAGUUUCCAUUUUGGCCAUCCGUCGAAAUCUACAAUAGAAUAUUUACAAAAAAUUGGAAUUCUAAUUUUUGUGACUGCCACCUCUGUAAGAGAAGUUCGAUUGUUAGCACGUCUCGGCAUUAAUGGCAUAGUGUGUCAAGGCUAUGAAGCGGGAGGACAUAGAGGAAAUUUCUUAGUAAAUGACCCCAAAGAUGAUGAAAACUUAUCAACUGUACAAUUGGUGAAAAGAACAGUUGAUGAACUUGCUGAAAUGAAAAAUAAAGGUCUUAUACAUGCUACUCCCUUUGUCAUUGCAGCAGGUGGUAUAAUGGAUUCCAAAGAUAUAUCAUACAUGUUAUCACAGCAAGCAGACGCUGUUCAAGUGGGGACUGCUUUUCUUGGUUGCAGUGAAUCCAAUGCAUCAAAAAACUUUUCAAGCCCCUUCACUCGAGAAACAACAACUAAAAUGGUUAAUAUAAUAUCAGGAAAGCCUGCAAGGACCAUCUCUACUCCUUUUAUCGAAAAAGUCAUUGCUAAUUUUCAAGGUGAGGAGCUUCCUCCAUAUGGCUACAUGUAUAGUGCUUUCAAGCAAGUAAGAAAAAAGUAUCCAGAAUUGGCUAACUUUAUUUUAGCUGGACAAGGAUUUCAGAAUGUCCAAUCAGGAAUCACAACAGACAAGAAAAUUGAAACUAUGGGCGCAAGAUUGAAAAUUGACGGAAAAUAA
Molecule: messenger RNA, 1215 nt
Organism: Saccharomyces cerevisiae S288C
Lineage: Eukaryota; Fungi; Ascomycota; Saccharomycetes; Saccharomycetales; Saccharomycetaceae
Gene: YJR149W
Product: putative nitronate monooxygenase
Exons: 1
Coding region: 1-1215 (404 amino acids)
Cellular component (GO): cytoplasm
Molecular function (GO): nitronate monooxygenase activity
Source: RefSeq, marked reviewed